Molecule: messenger RNA, 4281 nt
Organism: Cajanus cajan (pigeon pea)
Lineage: Eukaryota; Viridiplantae; Streptophyta; Magnoliopsida; Fabales; Fabaceae
Product: leucine-rich repeat receptor-like protein kinase PXC2
Biological process (GO): protein phosphorylation
Molecular function (GO): ATP binding; receptor serine/threonine kinase binding; protein kinase activity
Source: RefSeq, a predicted model, not a curated record
CACGCCAUGCACACCGUAGCAACUCCCCCCAUAGGCCAUGCCAAAGCACACUAUAGAAAAAAGCUUCUCUCCUGUCACACUCUCUCUCUUUCACUCUUUCCCUUUAAAUCUCUCACUUUACUCUCUUUUUCAGAACCACAACAAGAACAAGAACAAUAAGUGGUACAAGUAGAACAACAAGACUUGGAACCAUUAUUUUUUAUGCUCACUUUCUCUUUCAAGUUUCAACCUCUCUGGCUUCUCUCAGUUUCUUAUUCUUAGGUAGGUCUUUUCCCUAUACACGUUCUUAUUCUCAGCUGCUUCUAUAAAGUAUUUAAACCACAGACAAGCAAAUUCUUCUUUUGGUUCCCACAUCAGCUCACACGGCUCAACCACUGUUUUAUUCAUAUCACAUGGAUCUUCAACGUUUUUCCUUCACCAUAUCACAGUAUAUGGUGUGAUCUUUUGUUUCUGAUUUGCUUAUGUAAUUUCACUGCACUUUUUUCUCCACAGCCACCAACUCUUUGUUUUCUUUCAAAAAAACACUGUGUCACCCCACUUGGAAAAAUACUCAAAGCUUCUGCUCCUCUGAGUGCAAUGAUCACCAUUCCUCCUUGGAAAUUCUGAACUUUGAAAAGCAGAAAGUGAGUUUGCUGAAGUUGCUUUACUUUGUUCUCUUUUAAUUUUUUAACCCUCACAUGGUUACUGUCUUCCGUCUAGUCCAUUCCUUUGUUUGUUUUUAUUGCACUUUUUGUUUAUAUCCACCAAGGAUUUGAUUGUUACUCCCCCAACUUUUUUGUGUCCUUUCUACUGCCACUGUUGCAGUAGUAUAAUUAGUAAUAACAAUAGCACCUUUGUGCCUCUCUCUCAUUAUUUUUCUUGCAUUUGAAACUUUCUUAUACUUGUGCGUGACAAGGUGGUUGUUUGUUUUCGUUUGGUUUUUAUACCAUGCUUUGUUGGGACCCGCCAACCUUUUUCUACCAUAUGUAAGCAAAUGGAAUUGCAGUGCUUUUGUAAGGGAAUAGUAGCUUUCUGCGAAAUUCAUGAAGAGCUCCACUGAUGUAUCGCUACAUUCUAGAUAUUACUCUGAUGAAGCAAGUGCAAUUCAUCCUACUCCUAUCACUGUCUCUUGUUCUUUUUUGUCCACCCCUAGUGAUCUCAAUAGACUCAUCUUUCAACGAUGAUGUGUUGGGGUUGAUUGUGUUCAAGGCCGGUCUAGAAGACCCCCAAGGCAAACUCUCUACGUGGAAUGAAGAGGAUUAUAGUCCUUGCAAUUGGGUUGGUGUCAAAUGUGACCCUGCAACAAAUAGGGUAUCUUCUCUUGUUCUUGAUGGAUUUUCUCUUUCUGGCCACGUUGAUAGAGGCCUUUUGAGAUUGCAGUUCCUUCAGAUUCUCUCCCUCUCUAGGAACAACUUCACAGGGACCAUAGCUCCUGAUCUUCUCAGCAUUGGUGAUUUACAAGUUGUUGAUUUGAGUGAGAACAAUCUAUCUGGUUCAAUCCCAGAUGGGAUUUUUCAGCAAUGUUGGUCUCUAAGAGUAGUAUCAUUUGCCAACAACAACCUCACUGGUAAGAUUCCUGAUUCUUUGAGCUCAUGCUACUCAUUGGCAGUUGUGAACUUUUCCUCUAAUCAGCUACAUGGGGAACUGCCAUCGGGAAUAUGGUUUUUGAGGGGACUACAGUCAAUCGAUGUUUCAAAUAACUUCUUGGAGGGAGAGAUUCCCGAAGGGAUUCAGAAUCUGUAUGACUUGAGGGAGUUGAGGCUAGGGAGGAACCACUUCACUGGUAGGAUUCCUCAGGAUAUUGGAGACUGCUUGCUUUUGAAGUUGGUUGAUUUCAGUGGUAAUUCUCUCUCUGGGAGACUUCCUGAGUCAAUGCAAAAACUCACCUCAUGCUCAUUCCUCAGCUUGCAAGGGAAUUCAUUCACAGGAGGCAUUCCACAUUGGAUUGGAGAAAUGAGAAGUCUAGAGAUAUUGGAUCUCUCUGCAAAUAGAUUUUCUGGUUGGAUUCCAAAUUCAAUAGGAAAUCUUGACUUGCUGAGUAGAUUGAAUCUGUCAAGGAAUGAGAUCACAGGUAACCUGCCAGAGUUGAUGGUAAACUGCAUUAAGCUUUUGACUCUUGACAUCAGCCACAAUCACUUGGCUGGCCAUCUUCCUUCAUGGAUAUUUAGGAUGGGUUUACAAAGUGUUUCUCUUUCAGGGAACAGAUUUAGUGAGAGCAAUUACCCCUCACUUACUUUCAUUCCUGUAUCUUUCCAUGGCCUUCAGGUUUUGGAUUUGUCAUCAAAUGCAUUUUCUGGCCAACUUCCAUCUGGAAUUGGAGGUCUUAGUAGCUUGCAAGUCUUGAAUUUGUCCACCAACAAUAUCUCAGGUUCUAUUCCUGUGAGUAUAGGAGAACUUAAAUCUUUGUACAUUCUUGACUUAAGUUACAACAAGCUAAAUGGAAGCAUUCCUUCAGAAAUAGAAGGGGCAAUUUCACUCAGUGAAAUGAGGCUACAACAGAACUUCUUAGGUGGGAGAAUUCCAUCUCAAAUUGAGAAUUGUCCAGAACUAAUAUUUCUGAAUCUUUCUCACAACAAGCUUAUUGGUUCAAUCCCUUCAGCCAUUGCAAACCUAACCAAUCUUCAGUAUGUAGAUUUCUCAUGGAAUGAACUCUCUGGAAGCUUACCAAAGGAGCUGACAAACCUUUCCCAUCUUUUCUCAUUUAAUGUUUCAUACAACCACCUUCAAGGUGAGCUACCAGUGGGUGGCUUCUUCAACACUAUCUCUCCUUCAUCUGUCUCUGGUAAUCCAUUGUUAUGUGGUUCUGUUGUUAAUCAUUCUUGCCCUUCUGUUCAUCCAAAGCCUAUUGUCCUAAACCCCAAUUCUUCUUACUCCAACUCUGGCUCUUCCUUACAAAACCAUCAUCAUAAGAUUAUGCUCAGUAUUUCUGUCCUUAUUGCUAUUGGUGCUGCUGUUUUUAUUGUCAUUGGUGUAGUGGUUGUUACUGUCCUAAAUAUCCAUGCGAGGUCUUCAAUGUCACUUUCUGCUGCCCCAUUUGUAUUCUCUGGUGGCGAGGAUUAUAGCGGUUCGCCACCGAAUGAUCCAAACAAUGGCAAGCUUGUGAUGUUUUCUGGUGAUGCUGAAUUUGCUGAUGGUGCUCAUAAUCUUCUUAACAAAGAAAGUGAAAUAGGGCGUGGUGGAUUUGGAGUUGUUUAUUGCACUGUCCUUAAAGAUGGUCAUUAUGUUGCAAUCAAGAAGCUUACAAUGUCCACUUUGAGCAAGUCUCAAGAAGACUUUGAGAGGGAGGUUAAAAUGCUUGGGAAGAUCAAACAUCAAAAUCUUGUGGCACUUGAAGGUUAUUAUUGGACUCCAUCCUUGCAGCUCCUAAUUUAUGAGUACCUAGCCAGAGGGAGUUUGCAAAAGCUUCUACAUGAUGAUGAUAGUAGCAAAAAUGUGCUUUCUUGGAGGCAAAGGUUCAAGAUCAUUCUUGGAAUGGCAAAAGGGUUGGCCUAUUUGCACCAAAUGGAGCUAAUUCAUUACAAUCUAAAAUCAACCAAUGUUUUCAUAGAUUGUUUGGAUGAGCCAAAGAUAGGAGACUUUGGCUUGGUGAGGCUAUUGCCAAUGCUAGACCAUUGUGUUUUGAGCAGCAAAAUUCAAAGUGCACUUGGAUACAUGGCUCCGGAGUUUGCUUGCCGCACAGUCAAGAUAACUGAGAAAUGUGACAUAUAUAGUUUUGGAAUUUUGAUUUUGGAGGUGGUGACAGGAAAAAGACCUGUGGAAUACAUGGAGGAUGAUGUGGUUGUUCUUUGUGACAAAGUAAGGAGUGCAUUGGAUGAAGGCAAAGUGGAGCAAUGUGUUGAUGAGAAACUUAAGGGUAAUUUUGCUGCAGAGGAAGCAAUUCCUGUGAUAAAAUUGGGGUUGGUUUGUGCCUCACAAGUGCCCUCAAACCGUCCAGAUAUGGCUGAGGUAGUCAACAUAUUAGAAUUGGUCCAAUGCCCUUCAGAAGGACAAGAGGAAUUACAUUGAAUUUGAAGUUAUAGAAUUCGUGAACACCACAUUUAUUGCAAUACCUGGUGAAGAACAAUCCAGUUUGCUUGCUUUAAAAGAUAUACAUCAUGCAAAGAAUAUUUGGUCAAUUUCUUUCCCUAGUUUUUGUUUGUUGUUUCAGUUGUUGUUGCAAGUUUUACUACUUUAUUCUUUUACUUUUGGUCAUCUCAAGUUGUACUACUGGAUUUUUCUUCACCAGUUUCAAAGCUAAUACACUGGUGUUUCAAUCGUACUCUUUGCCUACAAAGCAGGAAUUCAAUUUUCUGAAUUUGAACA